Molecule: messenger RNA, 1272 nt
Organism: Oppiella nova
Lineage: Eukaryota; Metazoa; Arthropoda; Arachnida; Sarcoptiformes; Oppiidae
Source: the annotation of a GenBank genome assembly
UUGAGUUCAUCUGUUCAUUUCAUUCAGACAUCGACUCAAUUAUGUGGUAAUUGUCUCAUAAAAUGAGUGAUAAUUAGGCGAAGAAUGGGAGGAAUGGGCGAAACGAUAGCCGGUCUGCUGAUGGCAAUCAUACCAUCGUUUUGUUACUUUCUGUUGGUCACUCUUGUCUUCGCAUCCCUCGGACUGUCCAUUGGUUUCCGAAAACUCUAUAUUUAUGUACUUUUGACGAUAUUUGAGUUUGGCCGAAAACGUAUCGAAAGGGAGAAGAAGUUGAAAAGUGAGGAAACGGAUGACAGCUCUGAAGCGGUCGACAAAUAUAAUGCCAUUAAUAGUAUUAACGGUAAAAGAGUUGAUGUGAUCGGCGGUGAUGUGAACGGAGGCAAUAAUAACGAGACGGACGACCACUCCAAACACCAGUCUCUGCACGAAAUGGAGCUUCAGAUCGAUUGCGAGAAAAGAGACUUUCAUUUGUCUGAUGGCAUGAAUUUCAUCAAAAUAGGCAUUGAGGCCAUCGUUGACGAUGAGGUCACCAAACGGUUCGCUGCAGAAGAACUAUUGUCUUGGAAUCUGUUGACGCGAACCAAUAAGAACUAUCAGUACAUAUCUCUGCGGUUAACCAUAAUGUGGGGCAUCGGAUGUCUCAUCAGAUAUAUAAUUUUGAUGCCAACGCGUGUUAUAAUAACGAUAAUCGGGGUCUUUUGGUUAGUUCUGUGCACAGCAGUGACGGGAUGUAUACCUGAUGGACGACUUAAACGCUACAUCUACUGGAAUGUUAGUCUCAUGUGUUUCCGAAUCCUUUCGCGAGCCUUCUCUGGAAUCAUUACAUUUCAUGACAGACACCAUAUGGCCAAAGAGGGCGGCAUUACUGUUGCCAAUCAUACCAGUCCUAUAGAUGUGGCGAUUCUUGCCUGUGAUAACUGUUACGCAUUGGUUGGCCAAAGACAGGGAGGCUUUCUAGGAGUGCUUCAGAGGGCCUUAGCCCGCGCCACGUCUCACAUCUGGUUCGAGAGGUUUGAGAUUAAAGACCGCGAACUCGUCACCCGAAGGCUUAGAGAGCACGUGGAGGACCCGAAUAAGUUGCCGAUACUUAUCUUCCCAGAGGGCACCUGUAUUAACAACUCGGCGGUCAUGAUGUUUAAGAAGGGCUCCUUCGAAGUCGGCGGCAAAAUAUAUCCCGUGGCUAUCAAAUAUGACCCGAGAUUUGGUGACCCAUUUUGGAACAGUAGUAAAAACGGAUACAUGUAUUACUUGUUGAUGAUGAUGACCAGUUGG